GCCUGCCCCUAUUUAAAUUCCGGGGCUCGGGUGACACCGUUGCGGUGAAGGGCCCGGAAGCUUCCCCGCGAAAUGGGAGCCGCCGAGGCCUCUGCGUUUUGAGGGACUCCGGCUGCCGCGAGGAGUUUGGUCUGGGGGCUCGGCGGCCGCGGUUCCCGGCACCACCCACUUCGCUGAGACCGGGCCGGGUUCGCCUGGUCGGAGUCCGCCUCCUGGGCGGAGCUGGGGCGAGCGUGUGUGUGGACACGUGUGUGUGUGUGUGUGUGUGUGUGUGUGUGCGCGCGCGCGGACACGUAAGUGCGCGGACGGUCGCGGGGGUGUCAGGAACUGGGACGUUCGGGGGCAGGUGGCACUUUGAGUCAUUUAUGAACGUGUGGAGUGGGCACACCGGGAUAACUGACGGAGAAGGGCAUGUGUAACCUGAAACAGACCGACCCGGAGCUGCAGUAGAGCCCGCACCUAAACGCAACUGUGGUUUGAUUCGGGAUCUGCAGGGUGAGGUGGAACCAAUCUGGCUUAAGUAACUGAUGCCAAGUGUGUUACCCGUGACUACAUGACUUUCUGAACGACGAGAACAAUGUUAUGUUGGGGGUAUUGGUCUCUGGGCCAACCUGGGAUCAGCCCUAACCUGCAGGGCAUUGUGGCGGAGCCACAGGUGUGUGGCUUUAUAUCCGACAGAAGCGUCAAGGAAGUGGCCUGUGGAGGAAACCACUCCGUGUUCCUGCUGGAGGAUGGCGAAGUUUACACGUGCGGUGUGAACACCAAGGGGCAGCUGGGCCACGAGAGGGAAGGGAACAAGCCGGAGCAAAUUGGAGCUUUGGCAGAUCAGCACAUUGUCCAUGUGGCAUGUGGCGAGUCCCACAGUCUGGCCCUCAGUGACCAGGGCCAGCUCUUUUCCUGGGGUGCGGGUAGUGAUGGGCAGCUGGGACUCAUGACUACUGAGGAUUCUGUGGCAGUACCCAGGUUAAUACAAAAGCUGAACCAGCAGACGAUAUUACAAGUUUCCUGUGGCAACUGGCAUUGCUUGGCCCUUGCAGCUGAUGGCCAGUUCUUCACGUGGGGGAGAAACAGCCAUGGGCAGUUGGGCCUGGGGAAGGAGUUCCCUUCCCAAGCCAGUCCACAGAGGGUGAGGUCCCUGGAGGGGAUCCCGCUGGCGCAGGUGGCCGCAGGAGGGGCCCACAGCUUUGCCCUGUCACUCUCAGGAGCUGUAUUUGGCUGGGGGAUGAAUAAUGCAGGGCAGCUCGGGCUCAGUGAUGAGAAAGAUCGAGAGUCUCCUUGCCAUGUGAAGCUCCUGCGAACACAGAAAGUCGUCUAUAUCAGUUGUGGAGAAGAACAUACAGCAGUUCUUACAAAAAGUGGAGGUGUGUUUACCUUUGGUGCUGGUUCCUGUGGGCAACUUGGACAUGAUUCCAUGAAUGAUGAGGUCAAUCCAAGAAGAGUUCUGGAGCUGAUGGGCAGUGAAGUCACUCAAAUUGCUUGUGGCAGACAACACACCCUAGCCUUUGUGCCUUCUUCUGGACUCAUCUAUGCAUUUGGUUGUGGAGCCAGAGGUCAACUAGGAACUGGACACACUUGUAACGUCAAGUGCCCUUCUCCUGUGAAAGGUUACUGGGCUGCCCACAGUGGCCAGCUUUCAGCCAGAGCUGAUCGCUUUAAAUAUCAUAUUGUUAAGCAGAUCUUCUCUGGAGGAGACCAGACUUUUGUACUUUGCUCCAAAUAUGAGAAUUCUUCGCCUGCUGUUGACUUCAGGACGAUGAACCAAGCACAUUACACCAGUUUAAUAAAUGAUGAAACCAUAGCAGUUUGGAGACAAAAGCUCUCAGAACACAAUAAUGCAAAUACAAUCAAUGGUGUUGUUCAGAUAUUAUCUUCUGCAGCCUGUUGGAAUGGAAGUUUUCUUGAGAAAAAAAUUGAUGAGCAUUUUAAAACAAGUCCCAAAAUCCCUGGAAUUGAUCUGAACUCAACUAGAGUGUUAUUUGAGAAGUUGAUGAACUCUCAGCACUCCAUGAUUCUAGAACAGAUCUUAAAUAGCUUUGAAAGUUGCCUGAUUCCUCAGUUAUCGAGUUCACCACCAGAUGUUGAAGCGAUGAGAAUCUACUUAAUACUCCCAGAGUUUCCCCUGCUCCAGGAUUCCAAGUAUUACAUAACGUUGACUAUCCCCCUGGCUAUGGCCAUUUUGCGGCUGGAUACAAACCCCAGCAAAGUCUUAGAUAACUGGUGGUCUCAGGUAUGCCCAAAAUACUUCACGAAACUGGUAAACCUCUAUAAAGGUGCAGUCGUUUAUCUGCUGAGAGGAAGAAAGACAUUCUUAAUCCCUGUACUGUUUAACAAUUAUAUUACAGCAGCUCUCAAGCUCUUGGAGAAGUUAUACAAGGUGAAUCUUAAAGUGAAACAUGUGGAAUAUGAUACAUUUUACAUUCCUGAGAUUUCCAGUCUAGUGGACAUUCAGGAAGACUACCUCAUGUGGUUCUUGCAUCAAGCAGGCAUGAGCCAGCACCUCAGUCCUCCCCUGCGGUGGGGGUCUUCUGGACCACCACCUCUCUUGCCUUGGCUCUGGUUCCCAACAGUAAUUUCUUUCCAGCCAUCGUACCCUGCUGAAAGCAUGAUAACCCUGCCCUCCAGAAGGGAGAUCAGCCUAACCUCCAAAACUGGGCCUUUUCAGAAGGCUCGACCAUCUAUAAUGCAGGAUGCUGUAACGCUUUGUUCCUACCCUUUUAUCUUUGAUGCCCAAGCCAAGACCAAAAUGUUGCAAACUGAUGCUGAACUGCAGAUGCAGGUGGCGGUCAACGGGGCCAAUCUGCAGAACGUCUUCAUGCUGCUCACCUUGGAGCCUCUGCUGGCCAGAAGCCCCUUCCUGGUCCUUCACGUUCGCAGGAGCAACCUUGUUGGAGAUGCCCUAAGAGAGCUGAGCAUUCAUUCUGAUAUUGAUUUGAAAAAGCCUCUCAAAGUCAUUUUUGAUGGUGAAGAAGCAGUGGAUGCAGGUGGUGUCACAAAAGAGUUCUUUCUUUUACUGUUAAAAGAAUUGUUGAAUCCCAUCUAUGGAAUGUUUACCUACUACCAGGAUUCAAAUCUCUUGUGGUUUUCAGAUACGUGUUUCGUAGAGCACAACUGGUUUCACUUGAUUGGUAUAACUUGCGGACUUGCCAUCUACAACUCCACUGUGGUGGACCUGCAUUUCCCACUGGCUCUCUAUAAGAAGCUACUGAACGUGAAGCCUGGCCUGGAAGACUUGAAAGAGUUGUCACCCACAGAAGGAAGGAGUCUUCAAGAACUGUUAGAUUACCCUGGGGAAGAUAUUGAGGAGACUUUCUGUCUCAACUUCACGAUUUGUCGAGAAAGCUAUGGUGUGAUUGAACAGAAGCAGCUGAUACCAGGAGGAGAGACAGUGACUGUGUGCAAGGAGAACAGGCAGGAAUUUGUGGACGCUUAUGUGAAUUAUGUCUUCCAAAUCUCAGUUCAUGAGUGGUACACAGCUUUCUCCAGCGGCUUCCUAAAGGUGUGUGGUGGCAAGGUGCUAGAGCUCUUCCAGCCUUCAGAACUGAGGGCCAUGAUGGUGGGGAACAGCAGCUACAACUGGGAGGAGCUGGAAGAGACUGCCAUUUACAAGGGUGAUUACUCAGCCACACAUCCCACCGUGAAACUAUUCUGGGAAACAUUUCAUGAGUUCCCAUUGGAAAAGAAGAAGAAGUUUCUGUUGUUCCUGACGGGCAGUGAUCGCAUUCCCAUCUAUGGCAUGGCCAGCCUGCAGAUCGUCAUCCAGUCCACAGCCAGCGGAGAGGAGUACCUGCCUGUGGCCCACACUUGCUACAACCUUCUUGACCUCCCUAAGUACAGCAGCAAAGAGGUCCUGCGGGCGCGGCUCACUCAGGCCCUCGACAACUACGAAGGGUUCAGUUUGGCCUGAGAACCCCAGCUUGCCCUAGAUUUCCCUUCCUUCCUCAACAGCCACAGUGAGGCCCAUACAAAAAAUCAUAGGGAGUGAGUUCUAUUUUUUUUACUGUAUAGCAGGUUGGAACUUUUGAAUCCCGAACCUGAACCAAACUCCCCAGUGUUCCUUGCACUUGUGACUAUGUUGCACUCUACUGGAUAAAGGGCAGUAGAUUUUUAAAUUAUUUCCCAAAUCUUCCAGCCCUGAUCUUUCCUCCUAACACUUCCUUGUCCUUCUUCUGACUUCUCAUUCCUCUGCAAGAAUGAUUUGACUGACCCAUCCUUUCUCUCCUGCACAUGUAGAACAUCUUUCUCUGCAGCCUUGGAAAUGCUCCUGGCUUGUUGCAGCCCAACCCUCAGGACUAAGGAGGAAAGGACUACUUCAGAAAUUCCCAAGCCCAACAAGCUGAGUGUGGGUCCAUGACUUUGGCAGAACUCUUGAGAAUUUAUGGGAGCCUUUAACAAACAUGCCUUCUUGUUUUGUUUUGUUUUUUUAAAGUUCUCGAGGGCCUAGCUGCCUUCCUGUGGCUCUGCCUGUUCCUGGCCCUCCUCAAGGCUGUGCAAAGCUGCUUAGCUUUGUAGCUGAGCCGAACUUUGUCUGGUUGCUCCGCCAAGCCCUUCUGACAAAAAGAUGAGGUAACAGGUCCCCACCCUCUUCCAUCAUUUUGCUUUUGGAGCAAGUUGCAUUAAUUUUUUAAGGAGUAUUUUCUCUUAGAAAAGUAGAAAAAAUAAAUUUCUUGCCUCUUUCUAUAACUCUUACUUUUCAUCUCCACCACUUUCUUUCCUCCCCACCUGCUACUUUUCAUCACUUUCUGUUACCUAACUUAAUGCUCCCUUCCUUUCCUUCUAGUAGAUGCAUGCAGUCUAUUUUAGUUUUUAUUUAUAUUUAAAUUGCAAAUAUUUCUAUUCAGAUUUUUUCCCCCCUCUUCCCUAAUUGCUAAGACUUAAGGAUAUUCUUUAUUAUGGGACUUUUGUUUAAUGCAUUUGAAAUGUUUGUUUACAAUGGGAUUUUAGGGAUUGUGUUUGAAGCAAAUAUAUGUAUUUAAAAAAUCACAACACGCUGAACCUUCUUCAUGAGAUAAGAAAAUUCUAUAUGAGCAAAGAAUCCAUGUCAGCCUAACUUUAAAUUACUAGUCACUAGAGAAGAGACUUAUUUAUAUAAAAUGAAGUAUUUAUGAACCAUGAGACAGCAUCAAAUCUCAAUGAAGGACUGUAGAUUUUUGCUUUUUCUUUUUAAAACUUAUUCCAAUUGGUAGUUUUUCAGUCUUUAUAAUACAGGAUUUAAAAAAAGAUAUACAGUUAUACGAAAUGUUUAUUUUCUAUGUGUGUGCAUAUAGUUCAAUAUUAUGCAAUAAAUUUGGUGUUUUAAUGUAA
Cervus elaphus (red deer) is the source of this 5301-nucleotide messenger RNA. RefSeq names its product HECT and RLD domain containing E3 ubiquitin protein ligase 3 (gene HERC3). The transcript has 27 exons. The record is from RefSeq and is a predicted model, not a curated record. The coding region runs from base 578 to 3904 and encodes 1108 amino acids. Gene Ontology annotation, molecular function: ubiquitin-protein transferase activity. NCBI's taxonomy places the organism in Eukaryota, Metazoa, Chordata, Mammalia, Artiodactyla, Cervidae.